AAGCACGAGGCCCUGAUGUCGGACCUGUCGGCUUACGGCAGCAGCAUCCAGGCCCUGAAGGAGCAGGCCCAGUCCUGCAGGGAUCUGAAGGCCAACGAGUCCCGCCUGAGGGACAUCAACAAGGUGGCAUCUGAACUGGAGUCAGAAGGUCUGAUGGCUGAGGAGGCUCCUAUGGUUCAGGCUCAGCAACAAGAACAUCUGGGUUCUGCUCCUGGAAAGACCGUACGGUUGGGCGUUCAGACGACGGCUAACUUUAAUUCCAUCAAGGAGCUGAACAACCGCUGGCGCUCGCUGCAACAGCUGGCUGAAGACCGGAGCAACAUGCUGGGCAGCGCCCAUGAGGUGCAGCGCUUCCACAGAGACGCUGAUGAGACCAAAGAGUGGAUCGAGGAGAAGAACCAGGCCCUGAACACAGACAACUACGGCCACGACCUGGCCAGCGUUCAGGCUCUGCAGCGUGAACAUGAAGGCUUUGAGCGUGACCUGGCAGCUCUGGGUGAUAAGGUCCGCUUCCUGAUCGGUACCAGGACCCGGGUUGUCUCUGGAGACACGUUCUUCAUGGUUCUGGUGACUCCACCCCAGCCGUUCCUGAUCAGCAAUCAGCGGGGUGCUUUCCUAUUUAAGGUGGAUGGAGGACACAAUUUGACGCCGAAGAUUGCCUCAGUUUUGGAUUCCUGUCGACCUCAUUGGAUACUGACCUCUACUCCAGGAUUUGGAUAUUCAACACACGGACCUUAUCACCACCCUCCAUAACCCACCUCUCAUCUCACCCAGUGCCCCAUCCACCAGGACGCCCCGCUUCUCUCCACCUCUGCUCCCUCUCCUGCGCUUCCCCCGGCUCUCUACCUCUCCCUCCUCCAGCCAACACGUACACCCACCACAACGCUGAGCUGUUGUUGCAGUUCCAACCAGACUUAUCUGUGCACCUUAAGUUCCUCCUUAUAAAUAAAUAAUUUUUUCUAUCAGUUUUUGGUCAGUGUUGUAUUCUGCAUGUCUUGGGUUAAGUAUCUUCCUCCAAACAUGACACUCCUCUUCAAAGAGCAAAUCUGUUCAGCACAAUCUGACAGACAGACCACCAUUCUUCUGUCAUGAUGCUGUACAGAACAUUUUUAGAGUUUUUCUUUUUAAAGAUAAAUAGGAUUACAUUUAAAGAGCAAUACUUGCACAUUAUCAUUUUCCCACACUUCUGUAUAACUGUAUUUUGUUGUUUUUCAAUAAAGAAUGACAAAUUA
Molecule: messenger RNA, 1232 nt
Organism: Nothobranchius furzeri (turquoise killifish)
Lineage: Eukaryota; Metazoa; Chordata; Actinopteri; Cyprinodontiformes; Nothobranchiidae
Source: RefSeq, a predicted model, not a curated record